Molecule: messenger RNA, 1235 nt
Organism: Amblyraja radiata (thorny skate)
Lineage: Eukaryota; Metazoa; Chordata; Chondrichthyes; Rajiformes; Rajidae
Product: transmembrane protein 263
Exons: 4
Coding region: 278-631 (117 amino acids)
Source: RefSeq, a predicted model, not a curated record
CCGGUUGUGCUGUAGGGGCGGAGCGCCACGUCGGCAGCGUUGAGCCAGGAAUCGUGGAGCAGUCGAGAGGGUCGGUGCCAUUGGAGUUGGGGUAUCAUCGUUACCGCCGAUCAGAGGACAAGACGUUCUCCGGUGGGAGAGACGAGGCGAUAAGAGCUACACAAGAAUGGUGAAGGAACGGAGAAACUUCACGAAGAACGCUGUGUAGUUUGGAGAAAAGGAGAGGAGGGUUUUCCCACUUACACGGUGCUAACACGAGGUUGCGAACGGCGCAGAAAUGAACCGAUCACCAUCCCAAAGCAGCAAGGAAGAAAACGUUCUGGAGGGUGAACCAGAAGUUCCUGACUCUUCGAAGGAUCAUCCCAAGACAGAGAGCGGGAUGAUUUGGAAAGUCACAGGCGGGCUCUACAACAUCACCAAGGGAGCCGUUGGUGCCACGGUAGGCGGUGUGGUGUGGCUCGGUAGCAAAGGGCUGUCGGCCACCAAGACGGUUGUUACCACCGUGCCGGCGGCUGGCGUAGGAUUGGUGAAGGGCGGCGUGUCGGCUGUGAUUGGAGGCGUCUCAACAGUGGGCUCCACUGUGGCCAGCAAAGUACCUUUCACUGCCAAGAAGAAGGACAAAUCUGACUAAGGUCUAGAUGGCAGAGGCCUAAAAUGGACAUGUGUCACUUGGACUUUGCAGACCUGUUGAGUGGGGGUUGGGGGUGGUGAGGUGGGGGAAAGUGUAUACUGCAUUUCACAUUUGGUCUGUGGGGGCUAUGAUUUGGACCUUAUGAAUUAAUCAUCUUGCACACUGCUUAUUUGCUGUGUGUUGGUCCGUCUAAGCAGAGGUUUACAGAAGAGCUUCAAUGUGGAUCACCAAUGGAGAUAGUUGACUCUUAUCAUUUGCACAAGAGAAUCUUAGCCCUUUACAAAAGAGGAUGCAGGGGAGAUGAGGGGGCAGGAAACAGGGAAAUGACAGCUCCCCUCACCCCCCUCUUAAAUCUCUCAUACAUCCCGUCCUCCUCUCCCCCUCCCACCUCCUCUUCCACCCCCCCCCCCCCCCCCCCCCCACCUACUCCAGUACAAACAUGAUUGCCGUCCAGAAUUGAAGAAUAUUGUUGUGUGUGAGUAACAGGGAUGUGGAGCAGUAACCACUGGAACAACUGAAGCUUCUGCAUUAUUAAGAUGGCUGUGAGUCUCCUGCAUAAGUCCAAACAUGGUGCAGUGAUUGAGAAUAAAUGGUCCAGUUUAAA